Artibeus jamaicensis (Jamaican fruit-eating bat) is the source of this 1085-nucleotide messenger RNA. It is a transcript of the gene AMN1, whose product is annotated as antagonist of mitotic exit network 1 homolog. Gene Ontology annotation, biological process: SCF-dependent proteasomal ubiquitin-dependent protein catabolic process. The coding region runs from base 241 to 969 and encodes 242 amino acids. The record is from RefSeq and is a predicted model, not a curated record. NCBI's taxonomy places the organism in Eukaryota, Metazoa, Chordata, Mammalia, Chiroptera, Phyllostomidae. Gene Ontology annotation, cellular component: SCF ubiquitin ligase complex. The transcript is spliced from 6 exons. Gene Ontology annotation, molecular function: protein binding.
CAGUCACUCUGAUCACUGAUAUGGCUAUGAAGUGACUAAUAUGUAGAUAGUGUGUAAGUGUGGAUACACUUGACAAAGGGAUGAUUCACAAGCGGGACAGGAUGGAGUGGGGCAGUACAAGGUGUCAUCAUGCUACUUAGGAUGGUGCACAAUUUAAAACUUACUGAUUCUUCAUUUCUAGAAUUUUCUAUUUAAUAUUGUUAGACCGUGGUUGACCACAAGUACCUGAAACUAUGGAAAAUGAAAUCACUGAUAAGGGGGGACUACUGUACUAAUUGCUGUUUUUGCCACACAUUCUCCCCAAAGCCUGUGAUCAAGAGAAAGCAAACUCUGAUGAUGACACUCCACUGUCUGACCAUCCCUAUUUUACAUCCUGAAGUCCAAACUCUAUAUCUGCAGACCUGUGAUAUUUCGGAUACUGCUCUCCUGCACCUGUGUAACUGCAAAAAACUGAAGGAAUUAAAUUUAAAUUCCUCAAAAGAAAACAGGGUUUCUAUAACCUCAAAAGGAAUAAAAGCUGUGGCUUCAUCUUGCUCAUACCUUUAUGAGGCUCGUCUGAAAAGAUGCUGCAAUCUUACUGAUGAAGGAGUCCUUGCCCUUGCACGCAAUUGCCGUCUGCUAAAGAUUAUCGAUUUAGGUGGCUGCUCACGCAUUACUGAUGUGUCCUUACAUGCAUUAGGAGAAAACUGCUUAUUUUUGCAAUAUGUUGGUAUUUCAGCUACUCAGGUGUCUGACAGUGGUGUGGUUGCGCUUGUCAGUGGACCCUGUGCCAAGAAGUUAGAGGAGAUUCAUAUGGAACAUUGUGUGAAUCUGACUGAUGAGUCUAUAGAAGCUGUCAUUACUCGCUGUCCUCAGAUACGUAUAUUACUGUUCCAUGGGUGCCCCCUGUUAACAGAUCAUUCCCGAGAAGUCUUGGAGCAGUUAAGAGGCCCAAGCAAAUUAAAGCAAGUGACGUGGACUGUUUACUGAUGCUUAUUGAAGCCGUGCUCUCCAUACUAUCGGGAAAUGGUGGUCUUGGAGACUGACAUUCCAACACACAGUGUGGUUUGUGAUUUACCAGGCUUUUAAACGCUUUGAUAGUGUUA